AUGGCAAACGCACAUUCGACUGUACCUUAUCGUCAAAUUCGAGCUCACUUCAACGACACAACGAUAACAGUCUACCAAGCUUACAAGGAAUCCAUCGCCAAAGCUGCAGUGGAGGCCCAAAAGCUCAAUGCCUCCCCAGACUUCAAACCAGGUCGCAUGACUUGGAUAAAACCCAGCUGGGCCUGGAUGAUGUAUCGUUCAGGCUACUCCUUCAAAGACCUUGGACAAUCCCGCAUUCUUGCCCUUCGUAUGAAGCACCAACAUUUCAUCGAUCUUCUUGAAAGAGGCGUUCUAUCAAAUCACGUUCAGAAACCCGAGCCCGGCGAAAAACGUGAAAAGUCGAGUGAUGUGAGAAUUCAGUGGGACCCUGAGAGAACGUCGAAGCUGGAAGUGUUGCCAUAUAGAAGUAUUCAGAUUGGUAUCCCGGGAGCUCUGAGUGAACAGUGGGCGAAUGAGUGGGUUGCAGAGAUCGAGGACGUCACGGAUAAAGCGUGUGAGUUGAAGCGAGUCAUUGAGGAACGCCCUGACGUUACGGACGAAGAGCUCCUUGCGUUGGGGUUGAUAUUUGAGGAGAGGCUUUACACUGUACCAGAGUCGGUGCAGGAGAAGCUUGAGAUGGCCUAA
This is a messenger RNA of Fusarium pseudograminearum CS3096, 624 nucleotides long. RefSeq lists its product as uncharacterized. Lineage: Eukaryota; Fungi; Ascomycota; Sordariomycetes; Hypocreales; Nectriaceae. Bases 1 to 624 code for a protein of 207 amino acids. The transcript has a single exon. The record is from RefSeq and is a predicted model, not a curated record.